Alternaria rosae is the source of this 1025-nucleotide messenger RNA. RefSeq lists its product as uncharacterized. Lineage: Eukaryota; Fungi; Ascomycota; Dothideomycetes; Pleosporales; Pleosporaceae. The coding region runs from base 354 to 947 and encodes 197 amino acids. The record is from RefSeq and is a predicted model, not a curated record. The transcript has a single exon.
AUUGGGCACAUUUACUCAGGUACCUCGGAUCACUAUUCCACCAAAGCAGGCUUGGAUAUCUAGGCAAAGACAUACCGAGCCUCUUCGGCAAUAUGGAACUAGAUGGAAGGAGAGUGGAACAAGCCGUGGUAUCCCCACACAGAGGAAGAGACUGCGUCUUCGUGUGGACCCUAGUAGGCCUGAAUGCGUGUAGUUGAGCCCAUCGUCCGGGCACUCUGAUUCGAAGGGGAAGCAGUAAUAAAGACCAGCACGAUAUCUUCUAUUGACCAACUACCAAAGAAAAAAUUGACCCAACACCCUCACCUCAUAAACACAUAUCCGUCAUUUCAAAUCUCGAAUCCAGUCCACCCACCAUGUCGCCCGCAGCCGUAACCUCGACCCCUCCCAGCACAACCCCCCACACGAACGGAAAAUCGUCUACCAAACCCAUCAUAACCCCUUCUUCAACAACCACCUCCCAAAUCCCCGCAUGGGUCCAACCCGACCUCACCCGUCUCCUCCGCGUAGAGCACAACCCAGGCUCCUUCACCUCGCGCUCCGUCUCCCUUGUCAACUUGCCUCCCGGCGCAGUCUUCGCGCGCAUCACAAAGCCCACGCCAGCCACCGUAGCGUACUCCUCCGUCCAAGCCUCGCGCGACCUGCACAUCGAGCUGAACUGCGACCUCGUCUAUAUAAACCACAGCUGCAAGCCCAGCCUUGUAUUUGAUAUGCAGCGCUGGGAAGUCAGGGUGUCUGAACAGGGGGAGGGUCUUAAGGAGGGUGAUGAGUUGACGUUCUUUUAUCCGAGUACGGAGUGGAGUAUGGCUCAGCCUUUUGAGUGCUUGUGUAAGACGGAGGUGUGUGCGGGCGAGAUUAAGGGUGCGAAGGAUAUGGGGAGAGAGGUGUUGGGCAGGUAUUGGUUGAACGCGCAUAUUGAGGAGAUGCUUGCUGAGAGGGAUGGGCAGUAGGAGGAGGUUGAUGGGGAUGAGAGUUGUAACGAGGUGUAGAAGUAGAGCGUGAAGGAGUUGAGUAGAGGGCGGUUGCUG